AUGCAAAUAAGCAAACUCUUCAACACUGUUAGUCAACCUAUGGGAACUGCACACUGUUAUAUCUUCUUAGAAAAGGGCUUAAAAGUUGGCGAUGGAUCCAACAUUGUUGUCGCUCCUCAUAAGCUAGCUGAUUUCACCGAAAUGUUGGAGGUCGAAGGAAUUAAAGCUGAAAUCCUCGACACGAAUCUGCAACGUUCAAUUGAUCAGGAAAAAUAUCGAAUGAAAUCGAAAGGUGCCAAGAGAAUUUUCGACUGGAGCGAAUAUCACGAAUUGGAAGAAAUUCAUAGUUGGUUAGAUAAGUUGGCUCUAAAUUAUGAACAAGUUGAAGUAGUUGAAGGAGGACAUUCAUAUGAGAAUCGUACAAUCAAAGGAGUCAAAGUAUCCUAUAAAAGUGGCAAUCCAGGCAUCUUUCUGGAAGGAGGAAUACACGCUCGUGAAUGGAUCUCCCCGGCAACAGUGACAUAUAUUCUGAAUGAACUACUUACCAGUCAAGAUCCCAAAGUUAGAAAUAUUUCCGAGAAUUACGAUUGGUACAUCUUCCCGAACGUUAACCCAGAUGGUUAUGUAUAUACUCACAAAAAGAACCGUUUGUGGCGUAAAACUCGAACUCCAUAUUCGGGAGCGUGUUUCGGAGCUGACGCUAACCGGAAUUGGGAUUUCCACUGGGCCGAGCAAGGGACCAGUGAUCGUUGCAACACAGAAACCUUUGGAGGUCCGCAUGCAUUUUCGGAAGUGGAAACAAAGAGUUUAUCGCAGUACAUUGAAUCUUUGAAAGGAAAAAUACAGGCAUAUAUUGCCUUCCAUUCAUACUCCCAGGUUCUUCUGUACCCUUACGGACAUACUAUUGAACAUACCCCAAAUCACGACGAUUUGACUGACAUCGCAAAUGCAACUGUCACAGCACUGGCGAAACGAUAUGGAACCAUAUAUUACUAUGGAAAUAUAUACGAUAUUAUGUAUCCAACGAGUGGAGCGAGUAUUGAAUGGGUUUAUGAGUCUCUGGGAGUAAAGAUAGCAUACGUUUAUGAACUGCGCCCAAGCCCAAGUCCGUGGAACUCGGGUUUUAUUCUACCGCCAGAAGAGAUUGUCCCGACUGGAGAGGAGACACUUGACUCGCUCGUUACGCUGGUGGAAGAGUCGGCCAAGAGGAAAUACUUUGAGCUUUAGUAUAUUUUUCACUAUAAACCACAUUUGUUAAAUCAGAGGAUAAGAUUAUUAUAAAAUAAAUAUUAAAAGACCACUUGAAAUAAAGUUGUAAUCAUGUUGACACCUCA
This is a messenger RNA of Toxorhynchites rutilus septentrionalis, 1274 nucleotides long. RefSeq names its product zinc carboxypeptidase A 1-like. The coding region runs from base 1 to 1167 and encodes 388 amino acids. Gene Ontology annotation, molecular function: zinc ion binding; metallocarboxypeptidase activity. Lineage: Eukaryota; Metazoa; Arthropoda; Insecta; Diptera; Culicidae. Gene Ontology annotation, biological process: proteolysis. The record is from RefSeq and is a predicted model, not a curated record. The transcript has a single exon.